Molecule: messenger RNA, 2153 nt
Organism: Megalobrama amblycephala (Wuchang bream)
Lineage: Eukaryota; Metazoa; Chordata; Actinopteri; Cypriniformes; Xenocyprididae
Product: tripartite motif-containing protein 16-like
Exons: 6
Coding region: 418-2082 (554 amino acids)
Molecular function (GO): zinc ion binding; protein binding
Source: RefSeq, a predicted model, not a curated record
AGGAGAUGUCGCUGCAAGAGGGAGGGGAAGUUAUUUUGAUUCAAGAUUUCAAGCACACAUCAAUUUAACAAAAUGAUGUAAAUGGAUAAAUCAUUUAUAAUAAAUACUGUGAUAUUCAGAAAUAAAGAUAAAAAGAUUUGGCAAAUUUGGUUUCAUUGUGACUUUAAGGAACAAUAAUUCUGUCUUGCUUCUCUCUAACUUAUAGUUUCCGAGACUGAUUAAACACAAUGUGUGUGGGAACACCCAUGAAAACUAAAAUCUUAGCAGGAAUGAGGAAGCUGCUUUACAGACACGCCUGUUUUACACACGUCACUCAAACACAGAACCAGGAAACAGGAAUCACAUGAGUUCAGAGAAAGAGAAACUGAAGUGUAGUUGAGCUGUUGUGUGUUUGUGUCUCUGUGUUCAUGCAGUAAAAUGGCAGAAGCCAAAAUUUCUCAGGAUGAGUUCAUGUGUCCAGUGUGUCUGGAUCUCCUGAAGGAUCCAGUGACCAUCCACUGUGGACACAGUUACUGUAAGAUCUGUAUUACAGGCUGCUGGGAUCAGGAGGAUCAGAUGAGAGUCUACAGCUGUCCUCAGUGCAGACAGACCUUCAGUCCAAGACCUGCUUUAGCUAAAAACACCAUUCUGGCUGAAAUGGUGGAGAAACUGAAGAAGAUUAAACUUCCUGCUGACUGUUACGCUGGAGCUGGAGAUGUGCAGUGUGACGUCUGUACUGGAAGAAAACACAAAGCCGUCAAGUCCUGUCUGGUGUGUCUGGAGUCUUACUGUCAAACUCAUUUUGACCGUCAUGAGGAAUUUCACUCACGUAAGCCACAUAAAGUGACUGAAGCCACUGGACGACUGCAGGAGAUGAUCUGCCCGAAACACGACAAGCUCCUUGAGGUUUUCUGCCGCACUGAUCAGAAGUGUAUAUGUCUGCUGUGUACGAUGGAUGAACAUAAAAAUCACGACACUGUAUCAGCUGCAGCACAGAGGACAGAGAAACAGCACCAGCUGAAGGAGACGCAGAGGUGUUUCCAGCAGAGGAUCCAGCAGAGAGAGAAAGAUCUUCAGCAGCUCAGAGAGGCUGUGGAGUCUCAUAAGCGCUCUGCACAGACAGCAGUGGAGGACAGUGAGAGGAUCUUCACUGAGCUCAUCCGCUCCAUUGAGAGAAGCCGCUCUGAGGCCACACAGCGGAUCAGAGAUCAGGAAAAGACUGCAGUGAGUCGAGCUGAAGGACGACUGGAGCGACUGGAGCAGGUGAUCGAUGAUCUGAGGAGGAGAGACGCUGAGCUGGAGCAGCUUUCACACACACAAGAUCACAUCCAUUUCCUGCAGAGUUUCCAGUCUCUCUCAGCUCCUCCUGAAUCUACAGACGUAAAUGACGAUCCCUUCAGUUCUCUCUCCUCUUUUGCUGUUGUGAGAGAAUCUGUCCGUCAGCUGAGAGACAAACUGGAGGAUUUCUGCAAAGAGGAGCUGAAGAAGAUCUCUGACAGAGUCACUUUCACCAACAUUGUUCCCAGAACCAGGAACAACUUCCUACAAUAUUCUCAUCAGCUCAAUCUGGAUCUGAACACAGUGAAUGAAGGCCUCCGUCUGUCUGAGUGGAACAGAGUGAUUACUAACACUGACACCGUCCAGCCGUAUCCUGAUCAUCCAGACAGAUUUGAUCAGUGGUGUCAGGUGUUGUGUAGAGAGAGUGUGUGUGGACGCUGUUACUGGGAGAUUGAGUGGAGUGGAGAUAAUGGUGUAUAUGUAUCAGUGUCAUAUAAGAGCAUCAGCAGGAAGGGACGGGGUAAAGAGUGUUUCUUUGGAUGUAAUGAUCAGUCCUGGAGUUUGAUCUGCUCUUCCUCCAGUUACUCAUUCAGACACAAUAACAUAUGGACUAAACUCCCAGUAAAGUCCAUCAGCAGGAGAAUAGGAGUGUAUGUGGAUCACAGGAGAAUAGGAGUGUAUGUGGAUCACAGUGCAGGAACUCUGUCCUUCUACAGCGUCUCUGGAGACACAAUGAGCCUCAUCCACACAGUCCAGACCACAUUCACUCAACCGCUCUAUCCUGGAUUUAGGGUUUGUUAUAAAUCAUCAGUGAAACUGUGUUGAUGAAUCAGAAUAGACUGUAGAGAGAUUCUACCCAUAAUGCUUUGAGCUCAUGAUGAAUCAGUAACAGUGAG